This is a messenger RNA of Ostrinia furnacalis (Asian corn borer), 1117 nucleotides long. RefSeq names its product aldo-keto reductase AKR2E4. Lineage: Eukaryota; Metazoa; Arthropoda; Insecta; Lepidoptera; Crambidae. The record is from RefSeq and is a predicted model, not a curated record. The transcript has 8 exons. Bases 62 to 1087 code for a protein of 341 amino acids.
UAGGUAAAGUAAUGAUCAAUAGUUAAGUAAGUAGUCGGCCGUUGUCGGUUGGAGAGACAAGAUGUUUCUGUGGGUAAUUCUCGUGGCAAGCUUCCUGAAAAGUUCUUAUUGCGAUGACAUGGACGGGGGGAAGGCUCCAAGAUUUCGCAUGAACGAUGGGAAGACCAUACCUACUUUUGGUCUCGGCACAUUCCUCGGUUUUGACGAGAAAGGGCAAAAGGAAGCCGAAGAGAACGAGGUAGAAAAUGCAGUCACCUGGGCCCUGGACGCAGGCUACCGGCUCAUAGAUACGGCAGCCGCGUACCGCAAUGAGGAGCAGGUGGGACAAGCGCUGAUGAAGACGAAGGUGCCGAGGGAACACAUCUUUGUGGUCACUAAAUUGGCUUCAAAUGAAAAACGCGACGUGGUGGGGGCUUUACGAAAGUCUUUGGAACGCCUCAACCAGUCGUACGUCGACCUGUACCUGAUACACAACCCCGUAUCUUUUACGCCCGACGAAAGCGCCUUCGAGGUCAUCGACUACUUGGACACUUGGAAGGAGAUGGAGGAAGCCAAGAACCUCGGGCUGGCCAAGUCCAUCGGCGUCUCCAACUUCAAUAUCAGUCAGAUGGAGCGGUUGAUGCAGAACUGUAAGAUCAGACCGAGCGUUUUGCAAGUUGAGGUGAACCUGAACCUAGCCCAGUACGAGCUGGUCCGUUACUGCCACCGCGAGAACGUCGUCGUAAUGGCGUACUCCCCGUUCGGAUCCCUAUUCAGUCACGACGCCUCUGCCCCCGCGCCAAGAACGGAUGAUCCUGUCUUGGUGGAAUUGGCGGAGCGGUAUGGGAAGACCGUUCCCCAGAUGGUUUUGAACAACUUGGUGUCAAGAGGCUUAGUGCCAAUUCCAAAGUCAGUCCACAAGCAAAGAAUCGAAGAAAACAUUGAUAUUUUCGAUUUCAGACUGACCACGAUGGAUUUGGAAACCCUAGGCAAGUUCAACAAAGACUACAGGGUAGUAAACCCUAGCUUCUGGCAAGACCACCCGUAUUACCCGUUCGAAAAAGUGGACAAUCCAAAACCUGAUCCUUUUAAGGGAAAGAAAGAAUAGUGAACUAACGUUGUAAAGUAUCGAUAGUUU